Drosophila rhopaloa is the source of this 1089-nucleotide messenger RNA. RefSeq lists its product as uncharacterized. NCBI's taxonomy places the organism in Eukaryota, Metazoa, Arthropoda, Insecta, Diptera, Drosophilidae. Gene Ontology annotation, biological process: DNA integration. The record is from RefSeq and is a predicted model, not a curated record. The transcript has a single exon. Gene Ontology annotation, molecular function: nucleic acid binding. The coding region runs from base 1 to 1089 and encodes 362 amino acids.
AUGCAUGCAGGCCCCAAAGCGCUAAUUGGAUUACUAAGACUUCAAAUAUGGACCGCAAAUGCUCGUCGCAUCACCACCAAGGUGGUCAAAAAUUGUGUUCAUUGUUGCCAUUACAAGCCCAGGCUAAUGCAACAAAUUAUGGGAUCCCUGCCAGCGGAAAGGCUGACCCUAACCAAGCCGUUUGCCAUCUCAGGAGUAGAUCUAUGUGGACCAUUUUCUACCUCCUAUCGGAUUCGUGGAAAGGUUCCAUAUAAAACUUAUAUGGCCGUAUUCAUCUGCUUUGCGACCAAAGCAGUUCACGUUGAACUUGUAUCAGACCUCUCCACUAAUACCUUUGUUUUAUGUUUAAAGCGCUUCGUUGGACGCAGAGGACUUCCAGAGAGCAUUUGGUGCGACAACGCAACUAAUUUUGUUGGUGCUCAUUCCCAACUCGAAGAAUUCAGGAAGCAGCUCUUCAGUCAGCAGGCGCUGCAAGACCUACAAACGUUUACCGCUUCAACAGGCGUCUCGUUUCAUUUCAUCCCUCCCCGUGCGCCGCACUUCGGCGGGCUCUGGGAAGCGGCGGUGAAAUCGAUGAAACAUUUGCUGGUGAAAAACAUUGGCAAUUCUGGUCUUACAUACGAGGAGCUGCAAACUGUUGCCAUUGAGGUCGAAGCAGUUCUUAACUCGAGACCAAUAUCGCCGAUAUCCGAGGAUCCGAACGACGGAGAGGCUCUAACCCCAUCACAUUUUUUGUUAGGUUCGUCUCUAAAGGCGCUUCCGGAACCAUGUCUGGAGGAUCGAAAUUCCAACAGUCUGACUCGCUGGCAGCGCGUCACAUACCUCAAGCAGCAGUUUUGGAAGCUCUGGCGACGGGACUACCUUCACACGUUGCAACUUCGAAGCAAAUGGUUGACGCCGCAAGCCAACAUCACGCCUGGACAGCUAGUGAUCAUCCAUGAUGACAACACUCCACCUCAGCAGUGGCCUCUCGGUCGAAUCUUAAACACUUGUUUUGGAGCUGACGGAAAGGUCAGAGUUGUCGACAUAAAGACGAUGAAAGGAGUUACUCGCCGACCCAUCUGCAAAAUUGCGCCGCUCCCAGUUUAA